This is a messenger RNA of Suillus plorans, 358 nucleotides long. RefSeq lists its product as uncharacterized. NCBI's taxonomy places the organism in Eukaryota, Fungi, Basidiomycota, Agaricomycetes, Boletales, Suillaceae. The record is from RefSeq and is a predicted model, not a curated record. The transcript has 2 exons. Bases 79 to 345 code for a protein of 88 amino acids.
AUUCUGAUUGGAUUUUCCUCCACGUCGGUGCACCGGUUAUUCAUUGUCAUCGUUGUUCUGACAUCUACUUCCAGAUGAAUGUCUACUAGCUUGUUGGCAUACCUUGUUGAUGCCAACCUUGGUCGCUCGUGUACAGCAGUGGCUACAAACGGCUCGUUCCAGGGAUCCCUGGCUUUUGUUUCGGUGAUCACCCCCAUACCGCUUCAAAAUACUUUAGGAAAUGGGGGGUUGUAUACUGUGCGGUCUGGCAUUCUGAUUGUGAUGGAGUACAUUGGUUAUAUUGGUACUGCGCGCAAGGGAGAAUCAUGGCACAAGGAAGGUGAGGAGCGUGAGCUAAAAUGCUAAGUGAACGAAUCUC